Molecule: messenger RNA, 444 nt
Organism: Grammomys surdaster
Lineage: Eukaryota; Metazoa; Chordata; Mammalia; Rodentia; Muridae
Product: hemoglobin subunit beta-H0
Exons: 3
Coding region: 1-444 (147 amino acids)
Biological process (GO): hydrogen peroxide catabolic process; oxygen transport
Cellular component (GO): blood microparticle; hemoglobin complex; haptoglobin-hemoglobin complex
Molecular function (GO): oxygen carrier activity; peroxidase activity; hemoglobin alpha binding
Source: RefSeq, a predicted model, not a curated record
AUGGUUCACUUCACAGCUGAGGAGAAGGCAGCUAUCACAAGCAUCUGGGAUAAAGUGGACUUGGAAAAGGUUGGAGGAGAAACCCUGGGAAGGCUCCUGAUUGUUUACCCAUGGACUCAGAGAUUCUUUGACAAAUUUGGAAACCUCUCUUCUCCUUUGGCCAUCAUGGGAAACCCCCGGAUCAGAGCCCAUGGCAAGAAAGUACUGACAUCUCUAGGCUUGGCAGUUAAGAACAUGGACAACCUCAAGGAGACCUUUGCUCAUCUCAGUGAGUUGCACUGUGACAAGCUUCACGUGGAUCCUGAGAACUUCAAGCUCCUGGGUAACAUGCUGGUGAUUGUUCUUUCUUCUUACUUUGGGAAGGAAUUCACCGCUGAGGUGCAGGCUGCCUGGCAGAAGCUGAUGGCUGGGGUGGCCACUGCUCUGUCCCACAAGUACCACUGA